UUACAUUUUAUCAAUCAACAACAACGACAACUCGCCCUUCGACGCGCUACUAACUAUUCACCUCUUCUUAUAUUUGCAUGUCCUAUUCAUUUUAAUAUUGUGUAGCAUUUGCUACUUCUUGUAAUGGAAUACCAAGAAGAAAACGAAAACCAGGUAUGAAUUUUAUGUCAAUAAACAAAUCCUUGGAUGGACAACUGAUCAGGAACUUUCCUCAUUAAAUAGUAUCAGCGCACGUCGCAAGCCAAACUUACAAUGAGUGCCAUUCCUUCUCUAGGAAAGCCUCUAGCAGAAAUCACAGACUCUCAUGGCAAUGUCCGAUCACGACUCCCCUCGAAGAUGCCGCAACCAACAACUUUGAAGCGUCAAAGUGACAAGUCAAACAAUGAACCGGCACCUAAACGCAAGACUCUUGCUGAAAGAGCUGGAGAACCUGUAACUACAAUGACUCGAACACCAUCUGUACGGAAGCCAUCAGUGAAGGGUACUUCUAUAGUAGACGUGAGUCUGGCUUCGUCUUAAUCGGAAACAUUCAUUGACACAUAGCAGAUCAAGAACAGUUUCUCUCAACCACGAAAUACGUCCUAUGCUUCUUCAGUGUCAUCCCGAACACCUUCAGUAUCUUCGCGUCACACAUCAAGUAGCAGUUUCUCACAAAGUGUCGGACCUGGAAGACCAAGGUCAGCUUACGGCUCACGCCCACCCUCGUACAGUCAAUCUACAACAUCAAGGCCAAAUACAUCUCAAUCCAAGGGUCAGCCCAACGCCUCGAAGGACUCAACAUCUUCAGAUGAUGACGGUAUGCCACCCCCAGGAGGAAGACGAAAGCCUAUGCUCCCAGUACCUGUUACAUCUUUCAAUCAAUUCAAUGGGGACUCCGGUUUGGAAGUCAUGAAAGUCAGAGAUCAUCAUUCAAUCAAUUCAAUGAGAUCUCCACGCUCCGAGGAAAACCUACGUGAUCUAUCCGUUAGUACGGCAUUGAGUAGGCUUCACAUCAAUGACGAGCAGACUAAUCCAUCCGCGGAAUAUGACCUGAUUUCAUCUCCAAGGAAGCCUUUUCGCCUUCGACACAAAUUUUCCCAAAGCGUAGGAGCUCGGAGUAUGAGAGUAGACAAUGAAGAAGCCGCACUUGUUCUAUAUCAGGCACCGGAUUAUAGCUCAGUAGCUCCGAAGACGCCUUCUCAAAUCCCUGUCCUUGCUAAGUCGGAAUUUCUCACUUCUACACCUGUUACUCCUUGCAAAAAUUCCAAAUUUUCCCCUAAGAAAACUCCAUAUUUAUCAAAAGAUUCUAAUGUUCCUGCUUUGGUAGCGUUUGAUGUACGUGGUCGUCUCGAAUCAAUGGAAGUAAUGUAUGCCAGGCUCGCGUCAACAGUCGAUGGCACAGGCAAAGAUCAUGAUGCACUUAGAAAUGCAGUCAGUGAAUACAAAUCUAAACGCAAGUAGCAUUUCGAAUCUAUGGAUUGAAUACUGGCUAAUCUGUUCCUAUAUGACAGUCGACGAACUUGAAGGGCUCCGAACACAUCUUUCGUCUUCCAACCAGACCCUCCAAGCUAACCUAGAUGAUACAACCCAGAGGCUAAACAUGAUACAGCAGAAAUUACUCGAAACGACAAACACCCUGGAUGACAACAUUCGAGCGCACCGCCUCGAGUUGGACGACGUGAAUCGAAACCAUCGCAACGAGACUGAUAAAAUGAGACGUGACAACAUAGAUGAGAUUGACCGAAUCAUUCGUACUCACAGAAAUGAUAUGCUUGAGCAAGAACGAAAGGCAGCUAUCGAACUUGACGACCGAGUCCGAAUUCUUGAGCGCCAAAACGAUGUAAAAUUGGAGGAGGAGAGAAAUCGAAGAUUACGCGAGGUUGAAGAGCUCGAAAGCCAAGUUUUCACGGGACACCAAGGCCUAAACCUUGCGUUGCAGAUGAAGGAGCAAGAGCUCCAGACUCUAAAAAUGGAGCUUGAAGUGUUGAAGGCAAAUCUUGAUCGAGAAAAAGAGUUGAAGGAAAAUGCUCUAAACACUAUCAAGGAGGUGCAGCAAACCAUGCAAAAGACUGGCGUGGAAACAUCGGCAACAAUUGGUACACUGGAAAGCACGGUUGCCAGUCUCCGCGCAAGAAUUCACUUUUUGGAGUCCGGAAGUAAAGCACAGUCCGAUAGUUUUGUUGAGAUGGAGGGUAGACUUCAGGAAGCUCUCAAUUCGGCAGAGGAGUCCAAAAAGAAAUUAAUCAAGGAAGAGACCCUUCGUCGCAUCCUUUUCAACCAAGUGCAGGAAUUGAAAGGAAACAUUCGAGUCAUGUGCAGAGUACGACCGACAUUUAAGGAGGGUGCGGACGGUGAAUGCGCAAAAAUCUCAUUUCCGGACACUGAUAAAGAGUCAAAGGAGUUAACAAUUAUUGGCAAGGAGAAGAAGAGCAAUUUUGGAAAGGUCUCAACAGAAACUCAUGCAUUCUCCUUCGACAGAGUGUUUGGACCAACAAGUCAAAACCAAGAGGUUUUUGAGGAAAUUUCUCAAUUAAUCCAAAGUGCUUUGGAUGGAUACAACGUUUGCAUAUUUGCCUAUGGUCAGACAGGUGCUGGAAAAACACACACAAUGUCAUCUGCCGAUGGUAUGAUUCCUAGGGCCACUCAUCAGAUCUAUGAGACCGCUGAAUGUCUCAAGGAGAAAGGAUGGACUUAUACGAUGGAAGGUAGCUUUGUUGAAGUCUACAACGAAGAGAUCCAUGAUUUGCUCGGAAGCUCUAAAGACCUCGACAAAAAGAAACACGAGGUUCGCCACGAUGAUAAGAAGAAGCAAACCACCGUUACUGGAUUAGAGACAGUGCUUUUGGAUUCACCAAAUGCUGUGGAAUCAAUUCUCAAGCAGGCAGACAAAAACCGUAGCGUUGCUGCCACUAAAUCUAACGAAAGAUCAUCGCGAUCACAUUCCGUCUUUAUCUUGAAACUUGUUGGACGAAAUAGCUCUACAAACGAGACCUCCGAAGGCACUCUCAACUUAGUAGAUUUGGCUGGUUCCGAAAGACUCAAGGCAUCUGGUGCUGAAGGAGAUCGAAUGAAGGAGACUCAGAAUAUCAAUAAGAGUUUGAGUUGUCUAGGUGAUGUUAUUGGAGCGUUGGGAUCAGGAAAAGAGGGAGCACAUAUUCCCUAUCGGAAUUCGAAGUUGACCUAUCUCUUACAAUAUUCUCUUGGAGGUAAUUCAAAGACACUCAUGUUCGUCAUGGCAAGUCCAUUGGAAGCUCACUUGGGCGAAACUUUGACGAGUUUAAAAUUUGCGACAAAGGUAAGCCUCUACACAUCCCAUAUAAUCUUCAAAAACUAACAACUAUACCAGGUUCAUAACACACAUAUCGGCACAGCUAAGAAGUCAACUAAAGUCCGAGAUUAAGUAAUUGUGUAACGUGAGAACAUUACAAUUGCAAAAGAUACCACUGAUUUUGCGUUUCUGUUUUUGUGGCGUUUCAUUUUGCAUACUUGGUAGAGGAUAACUACUAGGAGCCAUAGGACAAAUGCUCAUUUCCAUAUGGCUUGGAGCGUAAUUGGGGUCUGGCGUUACUUUUGGUUGAUGGCGUGAUGUAGAUGGAUAGGAUGGAGAGGGGCUUUUUCCUGUCUGAGUUGUAUACUUCUUUGGUGUUUGGUUCAUGAAUGAAUGAGUGAAAUGGUGAAGGGAGACGCAGGUGGAUAUGGAGGUGAAUUGUAUUUCAAAUCUGCAUAUAUUCUUGAGAGAAGUUGAGUGCUAUGACGUAGAACAAAAGAAAUUUUACUAUGAUUAUGACUGACCGG
Messenger RNA from Sclerotinia trifoliorum, 3774 nucleotides. The record is from the annotation of a GenBank genome assembly. NCBI's taxonomy places the organism in Eukaryota, Fungi, Ascomycota, Leotiomycetes, Helotiales, Sclerotiniaceae.